CUGAUAUGAUGUUACAAAUAACACAUGUGGACGUUAUUCUCGUCAAUUACGGUCGCUUGGCUAUAAAUACUGAUUAACUCUGUAUCGUGUGUGAUGGAUAUUGACUACUAUAUGCAUAAAAUAAGGUCACGGUGUCUUUCUGGGUCUGUGAUGAACGUUAGCUUGUGACCUACUGAACACAGAAACAGGACGUCCUCCUGGCACACAAACGAUGAUGUUUCAGGGUCACAUGUGCUUUCGAUUGUGUGUUAUUCAAGCGGCUGUAGUACACAGUUUAUUUAGUGCUCCGAAACUCCUGUUUGAAGCUAAUCCAGUGAGACAAGGAGGCCAAUACACAUAUGCCACUGGAACUACAGUAGAACUGAACUGCACUAUAGCUGUGCCUGGUCUGAACUCGUCGGUCUUGGUCCUUCAGGGAUGUCAGUCACAUCUCCCUGCCAAACGUAACUCGACAAACACCAUUAUCUAUGUUAUUAAGAAUGGCGGGAGCCGGAAUUCUGGGGUGUACCGUUGUUGCAUCGGCCAGUGUGACGAAGGCUUUUCGUUCACGUCAAAUUCAAGAUCUCUCGCAAUCAGCUUUGGACCACUUCCACCUAAACCAAAGAACUUCAGUUGUGUUUCCGACAACUUCAUGAGUCUGAAAUGUAGAUGGGAUGUCAGUGGAACGAACAACACUUCCAACUUUUGGAUUUCAAGAUUCAUUUACGACAGGUAUGUGAGCGGUUCCUGCCAAAACACCAGCACCAGUUCCCAUCAGUUUCCGUGCGCUUGCAGCAACAUAGCUUUACGAACAGGAAUCAAUGAGAUGAAACCCUUGAUGUGUUCCAUGAAGAGUGGAAUACACAAACAAGGUCCAUUUUUCCAGUUUAAAAACUACUGGAUUCAAGUGUGGGGAUACAACCCUUUUGGUGAUGUUUUUUGGAACUACUCCGUUUUCACUGAUACCUCUAUUGUUAAACUACCACCGGUAAGCAUUUUACACGCCGACGCACGGAACAGCUCCAGCAUACAGGUCGUGUGGGAUUUAAGGUCGACAAUACAGAUUGACAUCACGUUUGAAGUAGCAAUAAGGAAUCUGAGAUCACGUGAUCAAAGACAGUCGUUUCAGAACAUCACGACUACAACCAAAAUGGCCUCACUAGAGAAUCUGAGACCGUUCACCAACUAUUCAGUACAAGUGAGGAGUCGACCUAAUGGCGGGUGUUACUGGAGCGACUCCCGGAGUGUUAAUGUGACAACAAUGGAGGACUCACCAUCCUCAGCUCCAGUGUCGACACCGGGGGCGUACAGUCGUAUUUCCUGCGAGGAGUCCAUGGACUGCGUGUGGUUAUAUUGGAAGCCCAUUGAAGAGCUGUCUCGAAAUGGCAUCAUUACUAAAUACAUCAUAAAUUCGUCAUCUACUCGGCAUCAGUCUACAAUUAAACAACCAGACCCUAAGAAAGACACGUUUUCUUCUCAGCUGCAGUGGUCGGAUAAAGGGGCGGAUCACGACAUAUUCAUACGAGGUCAAACUUCGAAAGGACCAUCGCCAACAUAUCAUCUGCACGUGCCAAACGACACGAAAGCCCCUAAGAAGCCGCGCUGGGUUGUAGUAGAGGUUCUGAACACCAGUUGUGAAACAUACCAGAUCACGUGGCCAGCACAGUCAUGUGAUUACUCACCCAAUGACAGUCUUACUAUUUUCUGGUGUCUGGGAGUUUCCAAACGGAGCCAUGUUAACUGUAAGGCUGCUCUGGAUUGGGUUGUGCUUCCACCAAACACCACAAUGUAUACAGUUUCUCCACACACAGACAAGAACGUUUCAACUAUUCUCAGCUGGUUUUUUGGUGUGGCCGUUCACAAGAAUAACUCAAGCAGUGGAAUCACUUGGAAUAAAUGCAUCUUUACAUUUAAUGGGGGUGCCUCUAAGCCUGUCAGUCUCUUCGCGUCUCCAGUCAACCUGACGUAUGUGGAGGUGUCGUGGCACUUCUCUUACUGCGACACAACGCAGGUACAAGGCAAACCCGAAGAAUAUUUAGUCGCAUACAACAAGGUGCAGCCUGGAGUCGUCAGUAACUGUACAGGAGGGUUACACAAAAGUGAGCCCGCAUCGUUCGACUCUAACAGCAUGUUUCUGACGGACCUCGACUACAAUGUCAACUAUCAAGUUUGUAUGAGAAUAAAGACACGGGUCGGCUUCAGUCCGUACAGCGAUCCUGUCCAGGUCGAAAUGAAACCUCCAGCUGCAGAUUCUAACGUUGAGGUCAUCAUUGGUGUGUCGGUUUCAUUCGGUAUAGUGGUGAUUAUUUUCACUGUUUGCAUGGUGAAAAAAAGGAAAACCUUGUUCUCAUCAUGUACUAAACUGAAAAUAGACCUUUCUCUUCUGCAUGAGGAGCAGAAGAAAGGAAAUCUUUACGGAGUGAGCAAUGCUACAUAUACACAUUUUGCAGAAACCCUAAAGGUCAGUUCUUUUGAUUCACCAAGCAAACAUUCAGGAUCUUAUGGGUACUCACAAACUGUAAAUGAUAAAAUAUGCAAAUCAUCUGGUUUUCUGGAUUUAUCCGUCUCAUCAUCUAUGACUGGUGACGGUAUAAUCAAUGAUGAAGGGUCUGAUGUGAGCAGCAGAGAAGCAAUGCAUACUGUGGAGCAAUGCUGUGAUCAGGGGCAGGUAGCCAGAUACCGGAUUCAGUAUGAUUCUGGGUUUCUUUCUCACGAUCUUAACAAGGACAGUGUUGUAGGAAUGUCUCUGCAUCCGGAUGUACCAAUGACUCUUUGUGUGAAAAAUGAUAUGCUCAGCAAACAGUGUAAUUUACCUAUUAUACAGGAAUCUUCGGACAUGGGUGAUUAUGCUGUAUUUCAAACACAGGAAACCGAAACGUCAAAAGACGUAAUAUGUAAGCAGCACAGCAAAACUUCUGAUUAUGUGGUCCAUAGUGACAUAUAUCAGCUUGCCGAUGAAUAUUCUGUCUUUUCUGAACAGCUUGCAGAAACAAAAAUAAAGAAAGCUGAGACCCUUAUUAUCAGUGGUGGUGAUGAUAAUGAUGAUGAUGUUGAUGAUGAUGAUGUUGAUUAUGAUGAUAAUGAUGGUGAUAUUGAUGAUGAUGGCAAAAGUGAUAAUAAUGAUGGUAAGGGGGAUCAGGUAGUUGGGUAUGUCUUAAGAAUGCACUGCUCUGAAUCGGGUGCGGAGCGGCAAGCUGACUUCAGAGGAUUACCUUCAACAGACUAUGUUAGCUGUGAUCAAUGGUCGGACAACAACAGCCAGUUCACUUGAAGACUCAACUCCAAAAAAAAGACGAAGUUUGUUUUGUUUAAUAACACCACUAGAGCACAUUGAUUUUGUUAAUCAUCGGCUAAUGGAUGUCAAACAUAUAGUCAUGUUGACACAGUCAUAGAGAGGAAACC
Messenger RNA from Gigantopelta aegis, 3381 nucleotides. RefSeq lists its product as uncharacterized. Gene Ontology annotation, molecular function: protein binding. The record is from RefSeq and is a predicted model, not a curated record. The transcript has 17 exons. NCBI's taxonomy places the organism in Eukaryota, Metazoa, Mollusca, Gastropoda, Neomphalida, Peltospiridae. Bases 212 to 3250 code for a protein of 1012 amino acids.